CCCACUCUUUACGUAGUCUAUUUUCCUGCGAACACUACAUUGUAUAUAAUCGUAACGUAUAUACAUAAGUGAUUAAAGAACUUAUAACGAAAAAAUAAUAAUAUUUUGUUGCAGAAGUAAUAUAUUUGAAGUGGUUUUCAAUAACACACACACACACACACACAACUAUGUUUGCAUUUAUUUUGAGUUAUUGAAAAGUACCUAAAUCACUAUUUGAUAUGUUACGUUGUAUUUAAGUAACCUUUGUUAUUAUAUUACUACCUAACUUGAAUGUAUGCUAACAUAAUUAUACUGUAAUUCAAGUAUAUAAAAAUUUAUCGUUGCUAAAUUUAAAGCUAAUUUGUAAUGAUGAUAUCAAAAUACAAGGACGUCAUUUGUGCUUUUGGAAAAUAUAUGCAGAAUAAUCAACACUUAAUCUUAGGUCCAGCUAGUUACCCGUCUUACAAUUUUCAACAACUUAGGAAUAUAGCCAAACAUUGGAAUCCAAAGUUCCGUAAAGAAAGGAGAGAAAAAUUUAUUAAAGUAGAACUUCCAAACUUUGACGAAGACGACGACGAUGCUACAAUGUCAAGAGAACAAUUUCGAGCAAGAAUGAAAAAGUAUGGUAUGGUACCUCAAAGGAAAUGGUCUGAAAGGCCAGUUCUCAUUUCUAGUACACCCAAUAUAUUUGAACCUUACGUUGUACCAGAGGGUGAUGGAAGAUAUUCUAGUAUCACAAAAGAGGGAGCAAAGCAGAAAUUGGAAUUCGUUGAAAAAAAGAGUAAAUCUUAUAUGGCUAUUAGGAAAAUAAAAUCGUAUGAUGAUAAUUUUACAACAGAUGCAUUUGUAGACCACGCAUUGGAUAUAUACAAGAAAGCGCAUAAUGCAUUGGUUACCAAAAACAAGGAUGAUUUAAUACAAUAUGUUACAGAGACUGCAUAUCCUAAAAUGUUGCAUAACAUAGAGGACAAAACAAUUGUUUGGAAAUUCUUGGAAUCCUUAGAACCAGCACGUAUUGUACAUGCAAGAUGUACGAGUAUAAUAACAAAGGAAAAUAUAUUUGCGCAAAUUACUGUCCGGUUUCACAGUCAACAGAUUUUGUGCAUUUACGAUCGAUUUGGGCGGCUGUUAAAGGGUAGCGAAAUAUUAAGGAAAGAUGUUCUUGAUUAUAUAGUAUUCGAAAAGCAUUUGUCUAAUGAAUACGGCAUUUGGCGAUUACAUGGAAAGAUUGUGCCAAGUUGGCUACCACCGGAAGAAGUAGCAGCAAAAACGUUUACAUUACCAGGAAAGAGCGAAGAUAACUUAGCAGCAAAAGAUGCUGAGGAGUCUGUUGCUGCAACAGUCCAGCAGUAAAAGAUGCUGAGGAGUCUGUUGCUGCAACAGUCCAGCAGUAAAAGAUGGUGAGCAAACGACACGAUUUUAUAAUUAGCAUCGAUUUUAUUGUUGAUAUUUUGAACAAAGUGGUAGCAAAUAAAACAUUGUUAGAUCAA
This is a messenger RNA of Megalopta genalis, 1469 nucleotides long. NCBI's taxonomy places the organism in Eukaryota, Metazoa, Arthropoda, Insecta, Hymenoptera, Halictidae. The record is from RefSeq and is a predicted model, not a curated record.